AGAGGGAAGGGAGAGUGCGGUUGGCGGGUAAAUGGCGCUAAAAGCAGAAAGUGAGACCCAAUAAAAAGUGAGAAUUUUCAGUGGGAAAAACCACGACUCACCUGACAAAAAUGGAAUCCCCAAUCCGAAAACGAUGGCUUGAAUUUUGCUCUCUUGCUUUCUCUCUCCAUUAUUUGUCAAACAAACAUAAUUUUUUUUCUUCUUUCUUCUUCGUUCUUGUUGCUACCAAAGUUCUCGUCGUUCAUCCUCAACAAAUUUCUACCCUCUCUCUCUCUAAAACUCCCUCUUUCUCUCUCUAAAGUUGGACCUCUCCCCAUGCCAACGGAGCAAAACAACUACUUUCUUCCAUCAGAAUCUCUCUCUUCCAAAAGGUUUGGGAAUUAGGAAAGCUAUAGCUACGUUCGUAUAUCAAUGAAGUGGAUUCCAAAGUAAUUCAUUGUUAAUAAUGGGAAAGAAGUUGCAGCAGAAACGCUCUGGCAUUUCAGUAGACAAUAAUCGUCAGGGAUGCAUGUGGGGCGUGCUUCAUGUUCUUCACUACCAUCGCUGGCGUUGUGUCAAGAAAAUGAUUCCACACAGGAGCCGUGGCGGUGGAAAGCAUGAUGCUGGAGUUGAAAAUCCAGGAAAUGAAAUAAAAUCAACCGAUGCCGGUGAAAUGCUGCAAGAACAUGUUGAUACUGAAAUGGACAACUCCCUUGGUGAAGAAAAGACAACAGAGGUAGUAGCCAAAAGAUCAGUGAAAUCUCGAAUAAAAGCUUUGAUUUCUGAGGAGGUGUCUAAGAGAAAGGUCCGACAUAGAAGAUGUUGUUCCUACCCUGCGCAAACUCAACUUACACGAACUAUUUCCAUCCAUCGUCUAGAACCUUUAAAUCUGGAUCACCCAGUUGAAGCUGCUUUAAAUAAUGAUACACCAGGAAAUAUUCACCUAGGUAGUGAAGACUCUUCUGCUGCCAGCACUUUGGACAUAAUGCAAUCAAAGGUCUGUGAGGAACGGGUUGCCAGCAACAAAACGUGUGAGUUGUGUGCCACCACUCUUACUAUGAAUUACUUGGGACAAAGUCCGGUUUAUGAGAGUGGGAAGCAACCCAUUGGGAAUCACACACCUUCUUGUGAGAAGUUCAACAAAGCAGCGCAAGAUCUGUUGGAACCUAGAAACGAUGUUUCAGUCCACAAGUCAAACCAAUCUCUGGAUUCUGUGGGUAUAUUCAACAGGGAAAAGGAGUUAUUCCUGAAAAUUCUACAAGAUCCAAGCUCUCCAUUGGCACAUCACUUCCAUGGACGACGAGCAUUCAACUCAAAGGUAGGAAUAAGCAAGUCUGUGUCAUUCCCUUUGGCUGGCUCAUCAGGCAGAAGGUCUGUCUGGCCAAGCAAGCUUAAACACAAGCAGGAGACCAAGUCUCGUGCAGAAGGGGAAGAGAAAUUUAAAUUUGGUAGUCAAGCUGAGACAUCGGUUGAAUUGGAGUCUAAGGAAGAUAUAAGUGAGAAUUCAGUGUCACAGGGAGCAGAUUAUCGGGUGAAUUGCAUUCCAAGAUCAUGCUUGGCAAGGUCUGAGUCUGUUGACAAGUUUUCUUCAGUUUCCCCCUGCCAGCUGAACGAUCCUGAAAAUAAAGUAGCAUUUAAGCGCAUCAAGAAUCUUAGACAAAAGAUAAAACAUGCAAUGAAAGAGAGCAAAAAGGAGAAGUAUCGGAUCUCUAUGGAUGCAAUCCUUCACAAAAUUCCUUAUGGCCAUAGGUUGUCCAGAGGCAUGAAGGAGGAGACUGCUGAUUUCGGCAAGGAGCCAGCUAUGGACAGAAGUAGUAAAAACAUUCCUAAAAGUGGUUGUGAGAAUCAUCAGUCUGUUACUGCUCUAAGCAAGGGUGGACUGCAAUCAAUCCGAAGAACAUCAUCUUUUGAUGAAUCAUUGGAUCGAUAUUGUAAGUUAUUUGAGUCCAGUUUCAACAAAGAAGCCAAAAAUCAUAUUUCUGAGAGAGUAAAGUCGAGAGCAGAAGAGAUACCUUCUUCUGAUGGGAGUAGUCCAAAACCCUUGGGUAGAAUUCUUUCCUUACCUGAUCUCAGAUCAUAUCUUCAAAAUGAGGAAUCUCCCAAGGAUAUGUCUUCAGGGAUACCAAUAAGGACAGCUGUAAACAGUACUUUGGGUAGAGGAAAUAGCAGGUUUGAUGAACAGAAAACUUUAGGUUCAGAAAAUGCAACUGUGUUAGAUUCCAAGGAAGAUAUUGGAAGUCAAAAAGUUGGUGAAUCAUAUCUGAUUACAGAGGAAAAGGUGGGAUUAACAUCAUUAGCAAAUGAUGAGGCAAAAGCUAAAGUGGAUUGGACUCUUGAUAGACUGGGGAACUUGACAACAGGGGAAAGUGCUUCUCAUGAUGAGCAUGAAAUUCUGCACAAUUCUAAGGUGGCAGAACCGAGUCCAAAUUCUGUACUUGACUCCAAUUUUCAAGAGGAUAUAACCAGCCCGGCAAAUCCCUCCAUAUCAGAAGGGCUAGAAUUAAAACCAAGAUGCCUCUUUUUUGAUGGAGUAGAUACUUCAGAUUCUUCGGCCAAUCAGCAAGAUGAGACAGGCAUGGAUUCUCCUACUUUGGCUGAGAGCAAAGUUGACCUAGAGAAAAAAGGAACUCCAACUAAGCAAUUCAAUAUUGACUUUCCGCAAGUUCUAGUGGACACAGAAGACUUAGCUGAGUUCAAUUAUGUAAGAGAUGUGCUGGAGUUAUCUGGCUUCAGCAGGAAUGAGUUUCUUGGGACAUGGCAUUCCGUUGACCAGCCACUGGACCCUUCUAUGUUUGAGGAAGUGGAAGGCUAUGAAACGGACGAUUCUGAAAAUGAAGAAGGUGCCAAUAGUAAUAAUCUGCUUUUGUUUGAUCUAAUCAAUGAGGUUUUAUUGGAGAUUUAUGAGAGAUCAUUCAUGUACUGCCCCAUACGCUUGUCUUCCCGUUCUCACAUCCAUCCAAUGCCGGUGGGAUUCCAUGUUCUUGAAGAGGUCUGGGCAAAUAUAAGCUGUUGCUUGAGAUGUAGACCUGAGGUUGACCAGUCAUUGGAUGAUGCUGUGAGCCGGGAUCUAGCAAAAAGUGAUGGAUGGAUGAACCUCCAAUUUGAUGCUGAGUGUGUCGGGCUAGAGCUGGAGGACAUGAUAUUUGAUGAUCUCUUAGAGGAACUUAUUUGUACUUGAGCUUGUUGCAGCCAGCUAGAUCAGGUUCUCUUCUGAAGCAGCUUUCUUGCUGAUAUAUAUUUUUUCGUGUAUAUUAAUUGUGAAAUUGAUAUUGCUUCACUUAGAUUCAUAGAAAAUAGUUGGGAAAGAGAUGAGGGAUAAAAAAAAAAAAAAAAAAUUUCCCUUGACAACAAAAUCUAUAUACACUGUACUGUUGUGAAAUUUUAAAUUGUAACAGUUCAUGUUAAAAGUAGAAAUUAAUAAGUGAAAUUUCUCAA
Molecule: messenger RNA, 3414 nt
Organism: Cornus florida
Lineage: Eukaryota; Viridiplantae; Streptophyta; Magnoliopsida; Cornales; Cornaceae
Exons: 5
Coding region: 446-3157 (903 amino acids)
Source: RefSeq, a predicted model, not a curated record